This is a messenger RNA of Miscanthus lutarioriparius, 2262 nucleotides long. Lineage: Eukaryota; Viridiplantae; Streptophyta; Magnoliopsida; Poales; Poaceae. The record is from the annotation of a GenBank genome assembly.
AUGGGUCGCUUCACGAUUUUGCCCCUUGCAUACGCCCUUGUCUUGGUCGCCGCGGCGUGCCCCGUGCUGGGCUAUGUCCCUCACGGCGCGGCGCCGCAGAGCACCGGCGCCGCCGGGCGUCACGCCAACGCCCGAACUUACAUCGUCCUGGUCGAGCCUCCGCCUGCGCACACCCAUGAAGACGACGAGGCCGCGCACCGCCGGUGGCACGAGUCGUUCCUGCAGAGCUCCGGCGGCGGUGUCCACCCGCGCCGCGUUCGCCACUCGUACACGAGCGUGCUCUCCGGCUUCGCCGCUAGGUUGACCGACGACGAGCUCGCGGCCUUGUCCCGGAAGCCAGGGUUCGUGCGGGCGUUCCCGGAACGCAGGGUGCCGCUCAUGACGACGCGCACAACGGGGUUCCUCGGGCUGACUCCCGACGGCGGCGUCUGGAACGCGACCGGCUACGGCGAGGGCACGAUCAUUGGGUUUCUGGACACCGGGAUCGACGAGAAGCACCCUUCGUUCCGCGACGACGGCAUGCCGCCGCCGCCCCCCAGGUGGAAGGGCGCCUGCCAGCCUCCUGUUCGGUGCAACAACAAGCUCAUCGGCGCGGCGUCGUUCGUCGUGGACAACACCACCACUGACGACGUCGGGCACGGCACGCACACCUCCGGCACGGCGGCCGGCCGGUUCGUGGAAGGAGUCUCGGCCUUCGGCCUUGGCGCCGGCGGCACGGCUGCCGGGACGGCACCCGGCGCGCACAUGGCCGUGUACAAGGUCUGCGACGCCCAAGGGUGCUUCGAGUCCGACUUGCUGGCCGGGAUGGACGCCGCCGUGAAGGACGGCGUCGACGUCCUCUCGGUGUCCCUCGGCGGCGUCUCCACGCCGUUGGACAAGGACCCCAUCGCCAUCGGCGCGUUGGCAGCGGUGUCCAAGGGCGUCCUCGUCGUGUGCGCCGGCGGCAACAGUGGCCCUUUGCCCUCCACGCUGUCCAACGAAGCGCCGUGGAUAUUGACCGUGGCGGCCGGGUCUGUGGACCGGAGCUUCCGUGCCAGCGUGCGGCUCGGCGACGGCGAGAUGUUCGAAGGCGAGUCACUGACUCAGGACAAGCACUUCAGCUCCAAGGUGUAUCCGCUGUACUACUCAAACGGCAUGAACUUCUGCGACUACUUCAACGUCAACAUCACCGGCAUGGUGGUUGUGUGCGACACCGAGACACCGGUGCCACCGAUGAGCUCGAUCGAGGCGGUCCGCGAGGCUGGCGGCGCCGGCGUCGUGUUCAUCAACGAACCGGACUUCGGAUACACCAUCGUCUUGGAGAAAUACUACAACGUCCCCAUGUCGCAGGUGACCGCGGUCGACGGCACCAAGAUAAUGGGCUACGCCAUGAAGGGUGCGUCCACGACCAACCAUACGGUAACCAUCGUGUUCAACAGCACAGUCGUUGGCGUGAAGCCGGCGCCGAUCGUGGCGGCCUUCUCGUCGCGCGGCCCCAGCGUUGCCAGCCCCGGCGUGCUGAAGCCCGACGUGAUGGCGCCGGGGCUCAACAUCCUCGCCGCGUGGCCGUCGGAGGUGCCCGUCGGGGGCCCCGAGUCGAACAGCUUCAACGUCGUCUCCGGCACGUCCAUGGCGACGCCGCACAUCACCGGCAUCGUGGCACUCGUCAAGAAGGCGCACCCGGACUGGUCGCCCGCCGCGAUUAAGUCCGCCAUCAUGACCACGUCCAGCGCCAUCGACAACGACGGCAACCAGAUCAUGGACGAGGAGCACCGGAAGGCGAGCUUCUACUCCCUCGGCGCCGGCCACGUUGUCCCGGCGAAGGCCGUAGACCCCGGCCUGGUGUACGACCUCGGCGUCCGCGACUACGCUGGCUACAUCUGCAGCCUUCUCGGCGAGGCGGCCCUGAAAACCAUAGCCGGAAACACCAGCUUGACUUGCACUGAGGUCGAGCCUAUCACCGGGGCGCAGCUGAACUACCCGGCGAUACUGGUGCCGCUGCGAGCUGAGGCGUUCGCCGUGAACCGGACGGUGACGAACGUCGGGCCGGCGCAAUCAAACUACAGCGCCAAGAUCGAAGCGCCGAAAGGCCUGACGGUCAAGGUGGAGCCGGCGGAGCUGGAGUUCACCAAGGUAAAUGAGAGGAAGACGUUCACGGUCACGGUGAGCGCAGCCAGCAGCGAGCAGGAGCUCGCCGAGGGGGCCCUGAGCUGGUUGUCCCAUGACCAUGAUCACGUCGUGAGGAGCCCAAUCGUGGCCGACUCCAGCCUUACCCUGAGUUGA